ACGACCUGUAUUGCGAAUGACUAGAUGACGAGCUGAGAGAGUUGGGUCUCUUUCAUAUCCCCUCUCUUGAAUGUUGUACCCCAUACUUAUAGGGGAAUGUCAUGUUGCCAAAAGACCAAAAUACUCUUCCUUUGUAUUCGGCUUAGAAGCUGAUUGUAGACAAACUUUUAAGGGGUGUAAGCCCACCCCUAACACUCCGGUUACUUUUUCCUCUGUUACCGUUUCUAGUAACGCUGUUUCCGGCAAUCGCCAUCAUGUUUUCCGUGAAAAUCAUCGGCGUUAACUAAAAUCUCCGAUCCGCCUUCUUAGAUUUUUUUUUCUUUCUCUCUCUCUCUCUUUCUCCUUCGUUUUUGUUAAGAUGAUGAUCCACUGAUUUCAGAAGAUCGUAUAGCUCAUAUAUCUUCUAGCUCUACUCAGUAGCUUAGAAAUUUUAGUAGAUUUUUUUUUUUGUUUUUUUUGUGACUCUUUUCCCCCAAAUCUGGAGAAAAUUCGAAUUGAUUUUGAGAUCGAUAAUGCCAUUUCCGAUGAAGAUUCAACCGAUUAACAAGGAUUCUCCGGCGACCAGAGACUUUUCUCGAGUUGAAUCACCAAGCAAAACAGUCCUCAAGUCUCGUCUCAAGCGUCUACUAGAUCGACCGUUCACAAGAAGCUCAAACUCAGAUAAAUCACUACUUAUCGAUGGAACAGAGUUCGAGCCGAGCUUAGCAAAGAUGGUUCAAAGCUACAUGGAAGAGAACAACGAGAAGCAAACUAAGAGCGGACGUAAUAAUCAUCGUUGUAAUUGCUUCAACGGGAACAAUUACAACGAUAGCUCUGAUGACGAAUUCGAUUUGUUCGAUGAUGGUUCCGUCGAUUCAUUCAACGUCGCUUAUGACGAUUUCAAGAGCUUGAUUCCAUGUGCGAGCGUUGUUGAGAAGACUCUGUUAACCGAAGCUGCGAAGGCUAUAGAGAAGAACAAAUCAAUCAAACGUAAAGACGAAUUGAGAAAGAUCAUUGUUGUUCAACUCUCAUCUCUCGGUUACGAUUCUUCGAUUUGUAAAUCUAAAUGGGAUAAAUCUCGCUCUAUACCGGCCGGUGAGUAUGAGUACAUAGAUGUGAUUGUGAACGGAGAAAGGAUUCUAAUCGACGUUGAUUUUAGAUCGGAGUUCGAGAUCGCACGGCAGACGAGUAAUUACAAGGUGUUGCUUCAAUCUCUGCCGUUGAUAUUCGUCGGAAAAUCUGAUCGGCUUCUUCAGAUCGUGUCAAUGGUUUCUGAGGCGGCGAAACAGAGCUUGAAGAAGAAAUGUAUGCAUUUCCCGCCAUGGAGAAAAGCUGAUUACAUGAGAGCUAAAUGGCUAUCUUCCUAUACUCGAAACAACUCCUCCGACGGCGAGGAGCCGUCGCCGGUUACUACUGACGCGACCGCCGUGGCUGAACCGGAACUGCUGGUUUUCGAGGAGAAACUCUUGUCGUCGCCGCCGUUGAAGUUUUCUUCUAUGACUAUGAUUACAGAUGAUGAUGAUAAUGACGUGGCAGAGCUGGUGAAGAGAGAAGUAAAGGUUGUCACGGGAUUAGCUUUCCUGUUCAAAGAUAAACCCUAAAAAAAAAAAAUUGAAAUUUUCCUAAUUUUUGCUAAUUUUUGAAUUGAACAAACAAGAAUUUACAGAAGAAAAAAAAAAAUAUAUAUAUAUAUAUAUAUAUAUAUAACAUUAGGAUUUAUAUUUUACCCAAUAUUUUACUCUGUUUUACCCAGAAAUGUAACAGUAGUUUACUCU
Messenger RNA from Camelina sativa (false flax), 1754 nucleotides. RefSeq lists its product as uncharacterized. The record is from RefSeq and is a predicted model, not a curated record. NCBI's taxonomy places the organism in Eukaryota, Viridiplantae, Streptophyta, Magnoliopsida, Brassicales, Brassicaceae.